Dothidotthia symphoricarpi CBS 119687 is the source of this 717-nucleotide messenger RNA. RefSeq lists its product as uncharacterized. The transcript has a single exon. The record is from RefSeq and is a predicted model, not a curated record. The coding region runs from base 1 to 717 and encodes 238 amino acids. NCBI's taxonomy places the organism in Eukaryota, Fungi, Ascomycota, Dothideomycetes, Pleosporales, Dothidotthiaceae.
AUGCUCGAGCUGCAGCUUGGCAAGACCCCCGCCGCCACGCCGGCGACCGAAACCCAGAGUGGCAAGGAGCCCGUCACGCCGGCCGCCAAAAGACAUUCACGCAAAGUAUCCCUGGGCCUGCCCAUCAGCAUCGCGAGAUCCCAGACGAGCCCUGCAAACCCCACGCAACGGCCUUGGACCCCUUCGACACCCACAAUAUCCGAGAGAGUCGAGCGAUCCGAGAGACCGGAAAGGCCCGACGGUGUAGUCGAAACCGCCCUUGUUCAAGAAGAGCGCGAGCUAGAAUACAAACACCGCCACACCUUCAUCGGCACCGCCUCCCUCGACGACUUUCUGGAGAUCCUCGAGGUUUCCUCCAACCACAUCACCACCCGGGCCUCCGUAGCAAAGGCCUUUAUUUUUCUCGUAUCGGCAGAACACCUCCACGCUCGGCAAUGCUCUAUCAAGCCAGAGGGCUGGGAUCUGGUGUCGAGAAUCACGACGGAUUCCUCAAACAGCGAUUACGUUGCGCAGGCGCAAACUAAGCUAGGGGCAGUCACGUUGAAACAGUUUUUGGACCUCAUCCCCUUCGACGACAAGGGGGAGGUGAGUGCGCUGAACGUUGUUGGGGCGUUUUCUGCAGGUAGUCACAUGGACGCCAAGGCAAGUGCGGGGGUGGGAAGUAAGGCGGGCAUGUUCAGGAAAUGGAUGGUCAAGCAAAUGGGCAUAGGGGCUUGA